Molecule: messenger RNA, 2400 nt
Organism: Stegastes partitus (bicolor damselfish)
Lineage: Eukaryota; Metazoa; Chordata; Actinopteri; Pomacentridae
Product: inositol-3-phosphate synthase 1-A
Exons: 11
Coding region: 163-1821 (552 amino acids)
Biological process (GO): phospholipid biosynthetic process; inositol biosynthetic process
Molecular function (GO): inositol-3-phosphate synthase activity
Source: RefSeq, a predicted model, not a curated record
GGCUCAGAGGGUCCGUCCAGCCACCGAGGAUAAUCAUCCGAGCACAGGAGCCCUCCCGGCCGGCACUUUUACAACCAACAGGACGGCACAUUUUCAACCAUUCACACGAAGAUCUGUCGAAAACUGUCUCCUCAGAAGUGACUGAUUCAAGACUCUGCUGCCAUGUCUGUGAGCAUCCACAUCAACAGCCCUCAUGUCAAGUACACAGACAGCCACAUUGAGGCUAAAUACUCCUACCAGAGCACAUCGGUGCACAGAGAUGGGAACAAACUCACGGUGACGCCGCACACCACUGAGAUGACAUUUCGCACAGAGCGGCAGGUGCCCCGGCUGGGUGUGAUGCUGGCGGGUUGGGGAGGCAACAAUGGGACCACAGUCACAGCAGCUGUAAUAGCCAACAAGCUGGGUCUCACCUGGAAGACCAAAACCGGAGAGAAGAAAGCAAACUACUACGGCUCCCUCCUGCAGGCGUCUACCGUUUGCGUGGGAUCGGGGCUGGAGGGCGAAGUCAACGUGCCCUUCCGUGACCUCCUGCCAAUGGUGCACCCUAAUGAUAUUGUCUUUGACGGUUGGGAUAUCUCCGCCAUGGAUCUGGGCAGCGCGAUGGAGCGAGCUGAGGUGCUCGACUGGUCACUACAGGAGCAGCUGCGACCGCACAUGAGCUGCCUGAAACCCAGACUGUCCAUCUACAUCCCAGAAUUCAUCGCUGCAAACCAGGAGAGCCGGGCAGACAACGUCCUCACCGGGACCAUGGCGGAGCAGGUGGAGCAGAUCAGAGCGGACAUAAGGGAUUUCCGUCAGUCCAGCGGCGUGGACAAAGUCAUCGUUUUGUGGACCGCCAACACUGAGCGCUUCUGCGAUAUCAUACCAGGAGUCAAUGACACCGCCAAGAACCUGCUGGCUGCCAUCCAGGUCGGAGCAGAGGUUUCUCCCUCCACUCUGUUUGCAGUGGCCAGCAUACUGGAGGGCUGCGCCUACAUCAAUGGCUCCCCGCAGAACACUUUCGUCCCGGGCGCCAUCGAGCUCGCCAUGCAGAGAGGAGUGUUCAUCGGUGGUGACGACUUCAAGUCCGGGCAGACUAAGAUCAAGUCGGUGCUGGUGGACUUUCUGGUCAGCGCAGGGAUCAAGCCGACCUCCAUCGUCAGCUACAAUCACCUCGGCAACAACGACGGGAAAAACCUGUCGGCGCCGCAGCAGUUCCGCUCCAAAGAGAUCUCCAAGAGCAACGUGGUGGAUGACAUGGUCCAGUCCAACCCCAUACUGUACCAGCCUGGAGAGAAACCUGACCACUGUGUGGUUAUUAAGUACGUCCCCUACGUGGGAGACAGCAAGCGCGCCAUGGAUGAGUACACUUCUGAAAUAAUGAUGGGAGGGAUCAAUACGAUCGCGCUGCACAACACCUGUGAGGACUCUCUACUCGCUAGUCCGAUCAUUCUGGACCUGGUGAUGCUGACGGAGCUUUGUCAGCGUAUCACUGUCCAGCCUCAGGGGGAGGAAGACUUCCAGUCCUUCCACAGCGUCUUAGCGCUGCUCUCCUUCCUCUGCAAAGCCCCUCUGGUCCCAUCAGGGACCCCGGUCGUCAAUGCCUUCUUCCGCCAGAGGGCCUGCAUAGAAAACAUCAUGAGAGCGUGCCUUGGCCUUCCUCCUCAGAACCACAUGCUGCUGGAGCACAAGCUGCAGAGAAACUUCCUGCCUCCACACCCGACCUCCACCAACGGCGAUGUGGUUUCUCUGAAAAAAGCCGCUCUCACCAACGGGAGCCAUAUACCUCUAACGAAUGGCAUAUACGCACAUAUGGAUGAUGCAGCGCGCGCACUAUGACCGCAAAUGAAACACUGCAGCCCAAAAACACACUGAAACAACGUAUGACCAUGUUUAAUAAGAACAAAGGCCCCUUACCAAUUAAGCUGUUGUUACAAAAACACACUAUAGAAGCCUGCAGUAUGUGGAGCCCAUAGACUACAACCAUCUGUGGCUCCAUAAUACUUACAACAUUUUUCGAGGCGAGCAGUUUUGCUCAAAUACAUUUCACAGUUUGUAGUGCAGUUAUGUAUUAAUGUGUUUUCAAUAUUUUGCACUAAACGUUGUUUAGUGUUUUCACUUUUUAUUUAAUAUGUUUCUAGGGUUUAGUGCAGAUGUGAAGCACAGCUGUACAGGGUACUGUAUGUAUCUUCUGAAAUAGGUUCAUAUGUUUUACAAGCAAAUGUGGCACUGAAUGGAUCUGAUAACUGCUGUAUCUGUUGUCUGAAUGUGCAGCACAUGAGGCACCUUUCUUUCUGUGUUACUGUUGUGUUAAUAUGUAUUGCUGCUUUUUUGUUUUUUUUGGAGGCAUACACGUGUUUUUGUGAGACCUGGGCUAUUUAUAUACUAUAAACAUGUAAAUGUUGUUUGAACUUAACA